GAGUUUUAUAAUACAAGUAAGGGCAAGGAUGUGAUUCAGCAAAUCUAUAAUUAUAUGGGAGGAAACGAACUUAGAUAUGGUAUUCUUACCACCUAUGAUAAUCACUGGUUUCUAUGCCGAGAACACACGAAGCUCUGGAUCUCAAAAACCCUUUCACUGGAAUCCGAAUCUCUACCCAUACUCAAGGCAUAUGCUUAUCUAACUCGACAGGCGAAAGAGAAUCCCAACUCUCCUAAACCUCAAGUACUAGUGCCGGCUCAAGGGGAUAAUAAUUCAUGUACUCUUCGAUUAAACUCAAAAUCAUCAUCCAGCUCUUCAUUAACUAAUCAGGCUUCCAGCACCUUUUCGAAUCAACAAUCAUCUUCUAACGUCCCAGUAAACCAGCAAAAGUUUAGCUUCGCAGACUUCAAGUUUAAGAGCAUACUAGACUUAUCGAAGGUCCCAUCGUAUGUCCUGGAAGAAAUGCAAAAAGAAUAUAUCCCAAAGCUGGUCUGUUAUGGAUAUUAUGGAGGAGGUAUGAGCUUCGUUAUUAGCUUAACCAUUGUUGGUAAUAUGUUAAGCGACCAAAAAAUAAUGGAACAGCAAAAGGCAAGGGCUAUUAAGGAAUUGGAAGCAAUUCACAAACAUGGCAUCCUCCAUAAUGAUAUUCGGGAGGAAAAUAUCUUAAUUAACGAUAAAGGUGCCCUAUACCUGAUUGACUUCGGGAUGGCAAGCCGGGAGGAUACAAAAAAGAAGAGAAAGCUUUUCUAGGAGGAACAGCUCAAAUUAUCUCAAUUGCUAGAUGGAUAUAACAUUUCGUAAAGAAGGAGGGGCGAACUUCCAAGUCACGUAAAUGUAAGGUGGUUAGUUAGACUGUAGGAUUAGACAUUAGCAUAGACGUCAUGUAUCAGUUAUAUCACGGGCUAAGUCCCGAUCUUGUAUUUA
Molecule: messenger RNA, 924 nt
Organism: Rhizophagus irregularis DAOM 181602=DAOM 197198
Lineage: Eukaryota; Fungi; Glomeromycota; Glomeromycetes; Glomerales; Glomeraceae
Source: RefSeq, a predicted model, not a curated record